Molecule: messenger RNA, 633 nt
Organism: Solanum dulcamara
Lineage: Eukaryota; Viridiplantae; Streptophyta; Magnoliopsida; Solanales; Solanaceae
Product: secreted RxLR effector protein 161-like
Exons: 1
Coding region: 1-633 (210 amino acids)
Source: RefSeq, a predicted model, not a curated record
AUGACUAGGCCUGAUUUAGCUUUCUCAGUUCAGGUCCUAAGUCAAUACAUGCACUGUCCUAAAGAGUCUCACAUAAAAAUAGCAUUGAGAGUAGUUAGAUACAUAAAAAAAGCUCCUGGACUUGGAUUAUUGAUGCCACCAGAAGAUACUAACAAGCUUCUUGCCUACUGUAACUCAGAUUGGGGUGGUUGCGUGGAGACAAGAAGAUCUGUAACUGACUACUUAGUUAAGUUUGGUGGAGCCUUGAUAUCCUGGAAGUCAAAGAAGCAAGAUACUGUGUCCAGAAGCUCAGCUGAAGUUGAGUUCAGAAGUAUGGCCAAUUGUGCAGCUAAAGUUACAUGGCUAGUAGGGUUGUUUGAAGAGCUUGGUGUACACACUGAGCUUCCUAUAACCAUGGUGUGUGACAGUAAAGCAGCAAUUCAGAUUGCGGCUAAUCCCAUCUUUCAUGACAGGACUAAAUACAUAGACAUUGAUUGUCACUUUGUAAGAGAGAAAAUCAAUCAAGGAAUACUGAAAAUAGAAUUCACACACAACAAGGAUCAAUUAGCUGACUUGCUAUCAAAGAGUCUUGGUAAGGCUCAACAUCAUUUGCUGUUGAAUGAGCUUGGAGUUAUGAACUUGUUCAAACCAUGA